Xenopus tropicalis (tropical clawed frog) is the source of this 1647-nucleotide messenger RNA. RefSeq names its product vomeronasal type-2 receptor 26. Gene Ontology annotation, cellular component: plasma membrane; membrane. Gene Ontology annotation, biological process: G protein-coupled receptor signaling pathway. The record is from RefSeq and is a predicted model, not a curated record. NCBI's taxonomy places the organism in Eukaryota, Metazoa, Chordata, Amphibia, Anura, Pipidae. Gene Ontology annotation, molecular function: G protein-coupled receptor activity.
AUGUUCGCUACAUCUCUAGCUCGAAUACCACAGAGAGGUGUUGUUGACCUGGACUGGAGAUAUAUUGAGAUUUUCUAUCAAAACUUCUGCUCCCCUCACAGUUUCAAUGUCUGGAACUACCAGAACGUCUUGGCCUUUGUCUUUGCUAUCACCCAGAUUAACAACAAUCCUGACCUGCUGCCUAAUAUUACACUUGGGUUCCAUAUUGUUGAUAACUGUUUGGCAGAAGAACAAGCAGUACUUGGAAUGCUUGAUAUUAUGUCUGGAGAUAAAUUUACAGUACCCAAUUACCACUGCGGACUCUCACAGGACUUGCUGGCUGUUGUUGAUGGUAUAUCCACAAGACUGUCUUUGCUGUUUGCCAGGUUGUUUGGGAUUUACAUGGUUCCGCAGCUUAAUAAAUACUUGAAAAAUAUCCAUUUCACAAAUGGUGGAGGAGAGACAAUGCUUUUAAAUGAAAACGGAGAAAUUCACUCCAAGUUUGACAUUUUAAAUUGGGUGAUCUACGCCAACCAAACUCUUCGUAGUAUCAAAGUUGGAAGUUAUGAUCACCAAAACACUGUCCAAGGAUUAAUAGUCAAUGAAAGUCUAAUAAGAUGGAAUCCUGCAUUCAACCAGACCCCGCGUUCAGCCUGCAGUGAAACCUGCAUUAAUGGAUUUAGAAGAACUUCUAAACAAGGAUUUCCAGCCUGUUGUUAUGACUGCAUCCCCUGCCCAGAGGGUUGGAUAACUAACACAACAGAUAUGAAGUUCUGUAUCAAAUGUCCACAAACCCAGUGGCCCAAUGAAAAAAAAGACACAUGUUUGGAUACAGUUAUUAUCUAUUUAUCAUUUGCUGAUGAGCUGGGCACAUCAAUAGCAUUUCUAUCAAUACUUUUCUUUUUUUUUACAUGUUUGGUUAUGGGAGUUUUUACUAAAUAUCGGACCACCCCUAUUGUUAAGGAAAAUCUCAGCUACGUUCUCCUCUUCUCCCUCAAGAUGUGCUUCCUCUGCCCUUUAAUAUUUAUUGGCCAACCUAUUAAAUUAUCCUGCAUGACUCGGCAGACAGUAUUUGCCAUCACUUUCUCUAUUUCCCUUUCUUCCAUCUUGGCCAAAACCAUUACAGUAGUCAUUGUGUUUCAUGCCACCAAGCCAGGAAGCAAGUUAAAGAACUACAUUGGAUCUAAAGGUUCAGUCUCUUUUACUGUGUUCUGUUCACUUGUUCAAGUUGUUAUAUGUGCUUGUUGGUUGGGAAUUUCUCCCCCAUUCCCACAGUAUAACAUGGAAGAUGAAGUUGGGAAGAUAAUUGCUGAGUGUAAUGAAGGAUCAUUGAUUGGAUUUUACUGUGUCCUGGGAUACCUGGGGGUUCUGGCCUCUGUCAGUUUCAUCAUUGCUUUCCUUGCAAGGGACUUGCCUGAUACUUUCAAUGAAGCCAAGUUUAUCACCUUCAGCAUGUUGGUGUUCUGCAGCGUGUGGGUCUCUUUUAUUCCAGCCUACAUGAGCGCUAAGGGCAAAUAUGUUGUGGCAGUGGAAAUAUUUGCAAUCCUGGCAUCUAGCUUGGCACUACUGGGCUGUAUAUUUAUCCCUAAGUGCUAUAUUAUACUUGUGAAACCUGAAUGUAAUACUAGAGACUUUGUAAAAAAAGGGAAUUGCAUAAUUCUUAAAUAA